GAUUACAGUUAGAAAAUGGGUAAGCUUUUGAAGAUUACGUGAAGAACAUGCUUUACCAUAUUUCUUUUCUUUUUAUGGGCAGAGCUUAUCAAGUGGAAUUGUUAUUGUUUAUAGAACAAGGUCUCCAUGAAUUUAGUGAAUGUUACAGUGUAAUAGGCUACUUUCAAAAGCAUAGGAAGUAAUAGACUUGACAUGGCAAUGAUUACAUGGGUAAGGCCCAUUUGGAUGAGUGGAUGUGUUGUGCUUACAUUAUUAGGAAAACUGUCGAGUGACCGAUUUGAUUAAGCUUUGAUGGUGAUGGGUUAAUCACACCAGUUUGACUUUCUGUACGGUCUGCACCAUGCCACACGCUUUCUUUUGAAAACUUUGCUAAACAUAGUCCUAAGAUAAAUUCUAUGUGCCAUUACAGUGUACACAAUCACACAAGAGCAGUUAUAGUAUUUAAGACAAAGUGGAGUUAGACUUUGUCAUGUCAUGUUGUUUUCAGUAAUUUUACCACUUUUUAAAAAUUUCUUGACUGUGGAAGCAUAUGCAGGCGCUUAAAAAAAUGAAGGAAGUGGAAGUAACUCUAAUCAAGUGAGACUGACAGUAGUUGACCGGAAGCAAACAAUAGGUUGCUAAAAAUGCGUAGCUUGCAGUUACUAUAUUGGUCAAGAAUGUGAGCAAAGCACUGUGGGAUAUAUAGUCUGCAAGACACUUGACUUCCUCGUUUCAGUUCGGCAGUCAGGCAAGAUGGGGAUUGCGAGCAUUUCAUUCUGACAACAUGGGCUGCAGACAGAUCUUUUCAGGAGAAAUGUCCUGGUACCAACUGAUGGACAAGGACACGUGAAAGAUUUUCUGCAUUGACAACAUUCUUCAUAAACCUUGAAGACACUAGAUAUAAGGAUGUCAUUUAUAAAGGAGCAAACGUGGCUGAAAGCAGCAGAGGAUCUGGUGAAGACUGACAAGGCUUUUCUGCAGUACUUAAAAGACAUCAACAUCAGUGUUCUUCGGCACUUGAUUGACAGUGAUGUGCUGGAUAAAUCACAGAUACAGAUGAGGCAGUUACUACAAAUGAAUGGGAGAUUCCAUGCAUUGUGGAUCUGCACAGAGGACAAGUGCAAGCAUCUACAGAAACUUAUGAACCAGGGCAGAAUUCUCAGCAGCCACGAUGUGUUCCCAGUUAGUCACAUGGAAACCAUCAAGGAGCUCUACAUGCAAUAUUUCUCGUCCUUCACAAACGUUGUAGUAAUUGGAGGCUUUGACUACAUUUCCAAGAAAACAAGUAACUACUGGAAGGAGAACAUGGGCAGUCUCAGGAAUUUCCUCAAAAGUGCAGAGACGUCUGAGAGUUCAGUGUCAAUCAGUCUCUUCAGAAUCCUACAUGAGUGCUUCAGGGAGCAGAUCAACCAGUAUACCUUCAUACUCACUCUUCUUUCUAAGGAUUUCCAUCAGAUUGCAGAUAACGAACUGAAUGAAUCUCUAAGAGGAUUGAUGGACCUUAAAAUUUACAUCAGUCAGGUUCUAGAUGAAGCUGCUCUCACCAGAGACCUCUGGAAAUCCUUAGGGACGAAACUGACGGAGAUUUUGUGCACUCCUGAACGACGUUUACGAGAGGACAGUAAAAAUAUCCCAAUAUCCUUGUCUGAGAGGUUUGGACAUAGUCGCAUUCUUCUCUGCGAUGAUAUUUUAAUCCAUAUUCAGGGAUCUGACAUUCACUGCUAUGAUCUCACUACACUUUGGAUUGAAGUGAUAACAAAGGACAACAUGGAUACUUGUAGGAAUAUUUUGAAAGUCAUCACUCCUGAAGACCAGUUGACUUUUUAUACUCAGCAACCACAUCAUCAGGCGGUGUGGCACUGGAAAAUCAGUCAGGCUAUUCGCCAGUGUUUGGUCAAGAGCCGAGACUUCCCCUUGUGGGGAAAAGGGAGCAAUGGUCAAAGCCCAGAGAAUCCACCAGCCCAUCGAUUUGCGACAUAUACAUUUAAAAAUGAAGGAAAAUUUAAAAAUGCUGUUUAUGAAGGUGACUGGAAUCAAGGGAAACCACAUGGGAAAGGCACAAUGAAAUGGGAAGAUGGGCGUAACUACUCUGGGGACUUUGAGAGUGGACUCGAACAUGGGUUUGGAGUACUUUUAGUUCGUCUUUUAGAUGCAGGAUACGACUGCUAUAAGUGCCACUGGAGUCAUGGAAAGAAACAGAGAUAUGGAAUUUGUGAGUACAGAAAUAAGACUGUCUACAGGGGUUAUUUCAAGGAUGAUCUCCGGCAUGGGUUUGGAAUUUUGGAAACUUGUCGAGGUGAAAGCAAUUCAUUCAGAUAUGUUGGCAACUGGAUGAAUGACAAGAGACAUGGCUAUGGGGUCAUGGAGAGCACAGAAAGUGGCGAGUUGUACAUUGGCAUGUGGCAGGAUGACCAACGAGAAGGCAGAGGCAUUGUAAUAACACAAUCAGGGCUUUGUUACGAAGGCAUCUUUCAGCAGAACAAACUGACUGGUAAGGGGAUUUUGCUGUCAGAAGAUAAUUCACUUUAUGAAGGGGAAUUUAUGGAAGACCUACAACUUAAAGGAAAGGGAAAAAUUACCUUUCCAGAUGGGAUAAGUAUUGAAGGGACAUUCAGCAACACAUUUGGCAAUGGAAUGCAAGUGCAAGGAGUUAUGAAAACAACUACCGACUCUGACGUGGCUGAUGAAGUGGCUAAUCUGCAGCUGGGUGUCCAUGGUUUGCCUGUUUUGGAGAGAUGGCCUUGUAUCUUUGACCCUUAUGUAGAAUACCUCCACUCUGGCUCCAGUGAUGCAAUGGAGGAGGCCUACCUUGGAUUUCACCUGGAAAGUGGCCGAUCACUAAGAAAUAAAUCCUCUGAGAGACUGGCUUCUCCCAGUGACCAUUCAUGUGUCUCCUGUAGUAGAAAACCAAAAGAAUCACAUAUGAAGAACAGUGACUUCUUAAAAGAUCUCAGACAGCAACAAAGUUUGGAACAGCUUCAACAAUAUUUAGAAAAGUCAUUGCAAUCUUCUCUGCACCCUUUGGGGAAGCUCCUUCAGACUCAAAUCCUAGUCUUCCAGGUAACCUACUCUGGGAUUGGUGCCAACAAGCACUUGCUGAGUAUGGCCCAGAAUGAAGUGAAAUACUACGCAGAGAAGACCACAGAGCUUAUCAUGGAUUAUGUUCCUCAGUUAUUUCACCAGAACUAUGAAUAUGGAGAGUCAAGGAUCGAGAUGAAUAUCUGCUCUCUGGUGUUGAACAUGAUCCUGCCAGCAUUCUACCCAGAGCUCUCCAUGCUUUACAUGCUGUAUCACGACAAGGACAAUGCACUGUACUGGCGAGGUAUCCUGCAUCUGGACCUUCUCUCUGAAAUUAAGCUGCUGGAAUUCCUAGAUGUCCAAAGACACUUAUGGCCGCUGAAGGAUCUUCAUCUGACUUCAAACCAGAGAUAUUCACUUGUUCACGACCAGUGCUUCAUCUCUGCUAUCGAGUGUGUCCAGAAGAUAAGCACAACUGCUGAGCCAUGCAAGAAACUAGAGACCCUUUUCCACACAAUGGGCGAGAUUGAGAAAACAGUGUCUAUGAUCCUGAAGAGAGACUACAAGCUGCCUAUGGAUGACCUCCUUCCUCUCCUCAUCUAUGUGGUGUCCCGAGCAAGGAUCCAGCAUCUGGGGGCUGAGCUGCAUUUCAUUCGGGACAUGAUGGAUUUAGGACUGGAGGGAGGCAUCACUGACUUUCUUCUGACAGCCUUCGAGUCAUGUUACCAGCAUAUACAGAAGCAAGAAAUAAGACAGGGACGAUUUAUGGGCUUCAUUUAAAGAUCACAGUUUGACAUAUUUUUUAUGUAUACCUCAAAUGAAUCAAAAUGUUCAAAUACUCUAUGAACACCUUGGAGCUGGGGGUGUAGUCUAUAUAUUUCAGAGCCAUAAUUCAUUCUUUCAUAUGCAUAUAGAUAGUACUAUUUACGAAAAAUAAGUAAAAACGUUAACGUUUGGUGCUUUUAAGCCAUUGGUGUAAAAGUAUUAUAUGUUUUGUGGUUGCUUUUAUUUUUUUUUUAAACGGUAAAUUAGUUUGUGCAGACCUUAUGGGUUACAGAGAAAUACACACACACAACGCACACAAUGUCUACAACUCUCCCGAGCAGUGUUGCAGCAAACU
Molecule: messenger RNA, 4117 nt
Organism: Scleropages formosus (Asian bonytongue)
Lineage: Eukaryota; Metazoa; Chordata; Actinopteri; Osteoglossiformes; Osteoglossidae
Product: ALS2 C-terminal-like protein
Exons: 27
Coding region: 886-3777 (963 amino acids)
Biological process (GO): endosomal transport; regulation of GTPase activity
Cellular component (GO): cytoplasm; cytoplasmic vesicle
Molecular function (GO): guanyl-nucleotide exchange factor activity; small GTPase binding
Source: RefSeq, a predicted model, not a curated record